Manduca sexta (tobacco hornworm) is the source of this 1589-nucleotide messenger RNA. Its product is annotated as laminin subunit alpha-1-like. Lineage: Eukaryota; Metazoa; Arthropoda; Insecta; Lepidoptera; Sphingidae. The record is from RefSeq and is a predicted model, not a curated record.
AAUACUGUUACGUGCUAUGGUUUUUAAUAGACAAUGACAAUACCGAUUGUACUUAAAAUAACAUUGUAUUUACUACCGAAACCCUGAAUAAAAAAGAUAACACAAACACAACACGUGAAUUAACACUGCAAUACUAAAGCACUCAAAUACACAAACACUACGCAGUUACACACCAUCCACGAUAUUGGCUUCGAUAUCGCUCGUAGUUAUCGCUCUUGAUCGCGUCGUAAAUAAGACUGACUGCGGCGACCGCGCGCACUCCUUUUAUACUCGGCCGCAUGUACUAUCGAUAUCUGUGGAACAUUCUCGGAAGAUCCAGAAUGGUCGAGAACUCUCUAGUAUAAUUUUAUUGAGAUCCGUUAUCAUAUUUCCACGACAUUCCGGAAACAUCGAGAUCCUUCAAGAACGUUCCAUAACCGAACUUUCCACAUUCGGGUACGGUAUUAUCGGCGAGUGCCACUGGGUGUAACAAUACUAUGUAAUAUAAAAAGCGGUUUAAUAAUACACAAAGUGAUCGCGUAACAUAAACUCUUGAUCAAACAUCCUGUAUGAUCCAGCUAGAAAUGUGGGUAGACGAGGAGCGGGCGGCGUCGGGCACGCUCGCCGGGAACGCGUACCCACAGCGGGGAGGCGGACUCUACCUGGGGGGCGUAGGGCCCUUGGACAGAGCUAAACUGGGACCACUCCGUCUGGAGCCGUUUACUGGCACGAUUACCGACUUUAUUGUGGAUGGACAAUUGAUAGGUCUAGAGACGGCGGUGAACUGGAGCGGCGCGCAGCUCGGCCGCGCGGACUCCGAGCCGCGCGACGAGCCGCGAACCGAACCCAGAGCCUUGCAGGCGCAGGCCGGCGAGAACGGAUGCAGCAAGACGUGGUCGUGGACGGUGGAGGGCGGCGCGGUGAAGUUCGGCGACGGUGCGUGGAGCCACGCCACCGUGCGCGUCGCCAAGCGCGCCAAGCACCUCGCGCUCGCGCUGCACUUCCGCACCUACGCGCUCCACGGGCUGCUGCUGCUCGUGCCCGGUUCGAAAGCGAAACCGAAGCAUUACCUGGCGCUGAUGAUCCGCGAUGGUAAGCUGCGGCUGGUGGUGCGCGGCCGGAAACGGAAAGAGGUCACGCUCGCCACCUUUGUGUCCGAUGGGACGUGGAGAUCGGUGUCGAUCCGUAGUGGCGGGUCUCGCGUGUGGGUGCGGAGUGGCGGCGCGGCGGGUGGGGCGGCCGCCCGCGCAGGGCUGGCGCAGCGUGUGUACGUGGGGGGUCCGCCGCCCCCGCCCGCGCUUCCACUACUGCCGGCUGCCAUCGUGCGCGUGGGCGGGUUCCGCGGAUGUGUGCGUCGCGUGACGGUGAACAACCGCGCCGAGGACCUGGUGCGGGAUGCGCACGCGCACCACAACGUGGGACAGUGCUUCCCCAACGUCGAGCGGGCUGCGUACUUUGCAGGUGACGCAUACGCCACGCUAUCCCAUUCCUGGUCUAGUGAGGAAAGUUCAGAAGACGCUACGGAGAUAGAGGUGCAGUUCAGGACCACCGAGCCCAAUGGAAUACUGCUCGCAGGUGGUGGGAUCGUGCUGGAGAUUAAGGAUGGAGAG